AGGAGCUGGAGCUGGAGGGAGCAGCUGGUGCUGCUGCUGGAGCUCAUCAAGCAAUCAAUCAAUCCUACUGGAGACUGGAGACUGGAGACUGGAGACUGCUGGAGACUGGAACAUUUUCAACGAUCUGCUGUUUGCUCCCUCCCAUGCAACAGUGGAUUGACCCUACGGUGCUACUGGGACUUAGGUCUGAGUUCGUCCUCGUCUUCGCAGCUAUAAUCGUUGAGAGAUUGUUGAGCGCGAGGACGAGGAGUGAGUGAAAGUGUGCGAGCAGAGCGACGGGACGAGAGAAGGGAAUGUGGGGAGGAUGGAGAUGGGGGAGGUGAACGAGAUGAGGCCGAGGGAGCUUUCGUUCUAGCUCAGGGCUCGAGUUUGUCGUCUCUGCCUUCGAGGGAGGAGGUGAAGAAGAAGAAGACGAAGGACGAAAAGAAAAUGAUCGACUGUUCCUUUUGUGCUUCUGGAGCCGGGCACGAGGAGGCCGAGGGGACGAUGAUGAAUGCGGGGAGCGCAUGAUGUGAUGUCUCGUAUGCUCCUCGAGGAAAAGCGAGAGCAAGAGGAGGCGGUGGUGGUCGGGUGAGGUGAACUGGCUCAAGUGUAUAUGAGCUGCCGGAGCUUCCGCUUCUGCGCUUGCUCUUGCUCUUGCUCUUGCCCUUCUGCGAUUGCCAAUGGCCACUGUGAUGCGCACCGUGAAGGAGCAAGAGGAGAUUAUGGACUGCAAAGUGUGGGAGAGGCUGCCGGAUGAGAUUCUGCCGCAAAUUCUCUUGUGCCUGCCGUGGUGGAGCAAUCUGCGGCUGCGAGCCGUGAGCAGAUCGUGGAGGAACCUGCUCUCGGAUCCCAAAUUUCUAGCUCAGUCCACGCCCCUGCCAUGCGCCCGUGCACCGUGCUGCAUAUUGCGCAACUCGGGCAAUAUUACAAUUGGUGACCUCAACGUCCAAAAGUGGCACUUUUUUCGGGACUUUUCCGCCCUCUGGGACCGCUUUAUUAUCUCGGCUGCGAAUUCGGGGCUCUUCCUGAUGCGGGGGAGUGAUCCCAGCAUCAACUUCCUCGUCAAUCCCCUGAAUCGAACCCAGAGGCGGCUACCGCCCAUGCCCAAAUUGGAGGAUCAGCUCGUGAUAGCCGGCUGGCACCAUCCCAUGACGAUGAAGGUGGAAGAGAACCCCAUGAACGUCAAGGUUGUGGCAUUGCAAUUUGGCGACGGUAAGCUCACGAGGGUGUUCGUUUACGAUCUGCUGAGGCAUUCGUGGGAUGCGGUGUCCGACAACUUCACCAGCAAAAACCUACGAGGGGUACAUUGUGCCCUGCUCGUGGAAGGUGAUGUGUACCUGCUGGCCGCAUCUGGUCACUUGUUCAAAGUCGGCGGAUGCGAGCUGAUUGAAAUUCCUCUGCCUCAAGAUCAUAACGACGGCCUCGUGAUCAAAUAUAUUUUCCACCAUCGAGGGUCCCUGAUGCUCGGGAAUGGAACAUGGAUUAAGAACUCGCCCCAUCCGGUCGUGGAUUUGUGGAGGUUCGACCGCUUUCUCGAGAGCUGGGAGAAGGUCGCCUCGAUGCCAGACUAUCUCGCUUCGGAGCUGGAUAGUUCCCAGGCUCUGUUUCAAAUUGAUGCAGAAGGAGAUUUUGUAGGUUUUGGGCUAAACAACUCCAAAACGCUGGUGCUGCACAAUAUAGUUACGUCCCAGUGGUGGUCAGUCGCGUGUGUGGACCACUUGCGUUGCACAGGCUGUAGUUUCUUGUGGCAGCCCAGGCUAGACAUUGUCCUGUAGACACACGACCAGGAUCGGUAUCUCUGAACAAAUCUUGCCUGCUAGUCAAAAUUAACGAGUUUUGUUAAGCGUGGCACAAGCUCAGUCAAUUCUGCCCCACUCGUUGUGUAUCAUUUCGCACCCCCGAAGGACAUUCAAUCACCUUUUUUGACGAAAUCAACAACUCAUUGACUGUCUGCUCUGUCGGACAUGGCUCGAUUUCUUCUCCACUCUUCGUGCGCGAGGAGUCUUCCACGUCGGCCUUAUAGCAUAUUCGAGUCGUUGACCAGUCCUGGACAGUCGAUCUUGUACGCUGGAGUUCCACACAGAUGGUGUAGUGCAAGUCACAAAUAGCCAUGCUUUGCUGUUCACAAAAUUGACGGCCAAAAAGGAGACGGCUCAUUUUGAUACUUCUCCGUAAUGCCGUCAAUUUUUUUUCUACAGGUACUCGUGCAUUUCGAAGUUGUAGAUACUUGCCUUAGCUCCAGUUUGAGAUUGCCUUCGUGAAUGUGCAAUCUGCCGUGAUGUGCUUUCGUUGCAAAGCCUAAUAUCGAGAAAAGAAAUUCAAAUCACGCAGAUCUCCGACUG
Marchantia polymorpha subsp. ruderalis is the source of this 2324-nucleotide messenger RNA. The record is from the annotation of a GenBank genome assembly. NCBI's taxonomy places the organism in Eukaryota, Viridiplantae, Streptophyta, Marchantiopsida, Marchantiales, Marchantiaceae.